AUGUUUAACCUCACCAAGACCCUUGUCGCCACUCUGGCUCUCGUCGGCCUCGGAGCCAGCAGCCCGGUCUCCCUGGACAAGCGCCUGCCCGGCCGCGUCGUCAAAGCCGGCGAGCCCGUAGUCAUCGAUACCAACAGUCACUAUCUCCGCGUCAGCUUCAUGAACGACGGCAGCUUGAUCGGAGGCUAUGGCGCAACCGAAGGCGACACGAAGAUAAUGCGAGUCGUCAAGUCUACCGACGGCGCGCAGUCGUGGCAGCACAUUGGCGAAGUCUUCCGCGGCGCAGUUGCCAAGCACGACAUGGACAACGCGUUCCCUCUCCAGCUGCCCAGCGGCCGAAUCCUGUACGCCUACCGCAACCACGACCGCACCGGAGCGGACCUGCACUACACCUACUUCCGCAUUUCCGUCUCCUACUCCGACGAUGGCGGCAAGAACUUCAAGUACCUUUCCACCGUCGAGGAGCAUGUCCCCAGUGGUGUCAACGGACUAUGGGAGCCCUUCCUCCGUAUCGCCAAGGACGGCACUCUGCAGUGUUACUACUCUGCCGAGAACUCGGCUGAUGACCAGGACAACUUCAUGAAGUACUCCAAGGAUGGAGGCCAGACUUGGUCCAGCUGGGUCAAGGUCUCUGGUGGAGACCGUCUUUCUCGUGAUGGCAUGGUUGGUGUUGCGCCCAUCGACAACAACGGAAACCUGAUUGCCGUGUUUGAGCACACAAGAGAGGGCAGAUUCAACGUCGACUAUGUCCUUUCUCAUGACGACGGCUACAGCUGGGGAGAGCGUGGAAGCUUGUACACUGCCCGUGAUGGCAAGCUCUCUGGUGCCCCUCAGGUCUACAAUGUGUGGGGCACGUUGGUGGCUAGUUUCAUGACCAACGAGGACGUCGAUGUCGGAAAGGGGUACAACAAUGGUCAAAUGAAGGUCAUUACAAGUACCGAUCAAGGCAAGACAUGGAGCGCCAGCGUUGUCACGGGCGAGGCUGAAGCUCACUGGCCUGGAGUCUUCAACCUCGACCCUACGCACUUCUUGGCUCUGUACUCGAGAGAGGGUCUCGGUCUUGUGAGUCAGAAGUAUGAGCUAGUGAACUAG
This is a messenger RNA of Colletotrichum chrysophilum, 1092 nucleotides long. RefSeq lists its product as uncharacterized. NCBI's taxonomy places the organism in Eukaryota, Fungi, Ascomycota, Sordariomycetes, Glomerellales, Glomerellaceae. The transcript has 2 exons. Bases 1 to 1092 code for a protein of 363 amino acids. The record is from RefSeq and is a predicted model, not a curated record.